ACUGGCCUCUAUCCUGGUGCAACAUAUGAGAUUUAUCUUGAGUAUAACCUGGACUCCACAGUGCUUCCUCAGUGUAGCAUCAAAAUACCCAUCAUUCCUCCUUCAGUAACUGCUGACUGUAGCUACUGGGCCUCUGGUUAUGGUGCUAGGAUUAACGUGAAACCACUCGAUGGUGUGCUGACGGCUGUUGUAGUUACAAUAAAUAAAGAGAUUUUAACAAUAAAUGAAACAGUUAUUAAAACUGGACUCAUUGUAAAGGGACUUCAACCCGCCAAAAGAUAUGAAGUCUCUUUGGUUUCACAGCUGGAGGCAGAAAAUUUGAUCAGACGAUCUGAACCAUCAGUUUUUUUCUGUUCGACUGAUAACAGAGGAGUCAUUGCAGGAUCAUUGGUUGGUGUGCUGCUAUUGGUUGUUCUGAUCUGUUUGAUUGUAUUUAUCGUCCGUAAAAAAACAGAUUUGAUCCGAAGAAAGAAAUCCUUUCUUUCUAGAUCCCAAAGGUCAGAGUCAAAAAUAAUUUCUGUAGUGGAAUUCCCAAAACACUUCUAUCAUCUUGGAUUGGAUGAAAACAGAGGUUUCAGUCAGGAAUAUGAGGGCCUUGCGUCUGUUGGUACAAAGCAGACAUGUAAGGCAGCUGUUCUACCAGAGAACAAAGAGAAGAACAGUUUUAACAUCCUGCCCUAUGACUGGUGUCGGGUGAAGCUUAACACAUCAACACCCAAUGAGACCUCAGACUAUAUCAAUGCCAGUUACAUACCAGGCUACAGCAGCAAAAGAGAGUACAUUGCCACUCAGGGUCCUCUGCCCUCCACAGUCAGGGACUUCUGGAGGAUGGUUUGGGAACAAAGAGUGAAGUGUAUCGUCAUGGUUACCAACUGCAUUGAAGGAGGACGGACCAAAUGUGAGCGAUACUGGCCUGAACGGACCAAGUGGCUUCAUUAUGGGGAUGUGUUUGUCACUGGAGUGUCUGAGCUGAAGCAACCUAAGUGGACUCAAAGGGAGUUCAGACUGAAGCAUAGGAGCAGCUCAGUGGAAACAACAGUCAAGCAUUUCCACUUUACUGUCUGGCCUGAUCGUGGAGUUCCACAAAGCACAGAGGCCCUGAUCCGGUUCAGAGGAAUCAUUAGAUGGCACAUAGAGAAAGACAGGUCUGAGGGACCAACUGUGGUUCACUGCAGUGACGGAGUAGGAAGGACUGGUACUUUCAUCGCCCUGGACGUACUGCUUCAGCAGGUGGUGAGAGAACAAGCAGUCAACAUCAAGGCCUUUUUACACAAAAUGAGAGAACAUCGACCACACAUGGUGCAGACAGAGUCCCAGUAUGUUUUCCUGCACCAGUGCAUCCUGGACAGCCUUCAACCACAUGUGACCCAAGAAGAACACAUUUAUGAAAAUGAUGACGACUUGAUAUACGAAAACACCAUCCCACUUCAAGAGCUUCCUUAA
Cyprinodon variegatus (sheepshead minnow) is the source of this 1443-nucleotide messenger RNA. RefSeq names its product receptor-type tyrosine-protein phosphatase H-like. Gene Ontology annotation, biological process: angiogenesis; protein dephosphorylation. The record is from RefSeq and is a predicted model, not a curated record. Lineage: Eukaryota; Metazoa; Chordata; Actinopteri; Cyprinodontiformes; Cyprinodontidae. The annotation marks the transcript as partial. The transcript has 12 exons. Gene Ontology annotation, molecular function: cadherin binding; protein tyrosine phosphatase activity.